Messenger RNA from Ochotona princeps (American pika), 2230 nucleotides. It is a transcript of the gene P4HA3, whose product is annotated as prolyl 4-hydroxylase subunit alpha 3. The transcript is spliced from 13 exons. Gene Ontology annotation, biological process: peptidyl-proline hydroxylation to 4-hydroxy-L-proline. Bases 35 to 1669 code for a protein of 544 amino acids. Gene Ontology annotation, molecular function: procollagen-proline 4-dioxygenase activity; L-ascorbic acid binding; protein binding. Lineage: Eukaryota; Metazoa; Chordata; Mammalia; Lagomorpha; Ochotonidae. The record is from RefSeq and is a predicted model, not a curated record. Gene Ontology annotation, cellular component: endoplasmic reticulum.
CGGCUAGGACCGAGGGGACGCACGAGCACCGGCGAUGGGCCCCGCGGCUCGGCUGGCGGCGCUGCUGGCGGCGCUGGCGCUCGGGGCCGGGGACCCUGCCGGGGCGGCGGCGCGCAGGGAAACCUUCUCGGCGCUGACCAGCGUGGCGCGCGCCCUGGGGCCUGAGCGCCGGCUGCUGGGGCUGCUGCGGCGCUACCUGCGCGGGGAGGAGGCGCGGCUGCGGGACCUGACCAGAUUCUAUGACAAGGUGUUGGCUUUGCAUGAGGACUCCCCCACCCCUGUGGCGAACCCCCUGCUUGCUUUCACCCUCAUCAAGCGCCUGCAGUCUGACUGGAGGAACGUGGUGCAUAGCCUGGAAGCCAGUGAGAACAUCCGAGCCCUGAAGGAUGGUUUUGAGAAAGUGGAGGAAGAUCUCCCAGCCUUUGAGGACCUGGAGGGGGCGGCCAGGGCCCUGAUGCGGCUGCAGGACGUGUACAUGCUCAAUGUCAAGGGCCUGGCCCGUGGGGUCUUUCAGAGGGUCACGGGCUCCACUGUCACCAACCUCUACAGCCCCCAUCGGCUCUUCUCUCUCACGGCGGAUGACUGCUUCCAAGUGGGCAAGGUGGCCUAUGACAUGGGGGAUUACUACCAUGCCAUUCCUUGGCUGGAGGAGGCUGUCAGCCUCUUCCGUGGAUCCUACGGGGAGUGGAAGACGGAGGAUGAGGCAAGUCUAGAAGAUGCCCUGGAUCACUUGGCCUUUGCUUAUUUCCAGGCAGGAAAUGUUUCCUGGGCGCUCAGCCUGUCUCGAGAAUUUCUUCUUUACAGCCCUGAUAACAAGAGGAUGGCCAGAAAUGUCUUGAAAUAUGAAAGGCUUUUGGCUGAAAGCCCCAACCAGGCGAUGACAGAAGCUGCCCUCCAGAGACCCAAUGUGCCCCACCUGCAGACCAGAGACACCUACGAGGGCUUGUGUCAGACACUGGGCUCCCAGCCCACUCACUACCAGAACCCCAGCCUCUACUGCUCUUAUGAGACCAACUCCAGCCCCUACCUGCUGCUGCAGCCCGUCCGCAAGGAGGUCAUCCACCUGGAGCCCUAUGUUGCCCUCUACCAUGAUUUCGUCAGUGACUUGGAGGCCCACAAGAUCCGAGAGCUUGCGGAACCGUGGCUGCAGAGAUCGGUGGUGGCAUCCGGGGAGCAGCAGUUGCAGGUGGAGUACCGCAUCAGCCAGAGUGCCUGGCUGAAGGACACGGUAGACCCACUGUUGGUGACCCUCGACCACCGCAUUGCCGCCCUCACCGGUCUGGAUGUACAGCCUCCCUAUGCAGAGUAUCUGCAAGUGGUAAACUAUGGCAUCGGAGGGCACUAUGAGCCUCACUUUGACCAUGCUACGUCGCCAAGCAGCCCCCUGUACAGAAUGAAGUCUGGGAACCGAGUGGCAACAUUCAUGAUCUAUCUGAGCUCGGUGGAAGCUGGAGGAGCCACAGCCUUCGUCUAUGCCAACUUCAGUGUGCCCGUGGUGAAGAAUGCAGCUCUGUUCUGGUGGAACCUGCACAGGAGUGGCAAGGGUGACGGGGACACACUUCACGCUGGCUGCCCUGUCCUGGUGGGAGACAAGUGGGUGGCCAACAAGUGGAUCCAUGAGUACGGACAGGAAUUCCGCAGGCCCUGCAGCUCCAGUCCUGAAGACUGAAGUGCUGUGGUCCAGAGGAGCUGGUGUGGAGUCCCGGGGCUCUCCAGGGAAGCAGGGAGCUGAAGCUGGUGUGGUAGGAGAAGGAACAGAAGCGUCUAGGACAUGAGCCUCGGUGGAACUGCGAGUUUCCUGCCCCCCCCCCAAUGGGGAGCAAGGGAUCAAUUGAUCUGCAUCAGUAGACCCUCAGGAAUGUUCCAUCGUGUCUGCUGUGGCCAUGAGAGGCAGAACAGCAGGGACAACACCAGCAUUGGCCGUGGGGCCUGAGGAGGAAGUUUUGGAACUCAGACAUUUUCAUGAGGUGGGGAUUUGGCUACCUUGAACUUUGACCACGGGACCCAGAAGUGACCCCGUAACACUUGCGGAGGGACCAACUGGCCAGGCAUCCUUGGCAUUCAGGCCUGCUUCCUGGGGACUUCCUCUGGAGCUUGAGCAGGGGGUGCCUCCAGCCCAGGGGGUGUCCCAGUCCACAGUGCCAAGUUGAACCUUUGUUAAAUAGCCAGUCUUCCUCUCUUUUUUAUAUGAGUGUUUUGUGAUAUAAACAUUAAAAGAGUUUUUCCAGAU